Dipodomys spectabilis (banner-tailed kangaroo rat) is the source of this 2096-nucleotide messenger RNA. It is a transcript of the gene Il27ra, whose product is annotated as interleukin 27 receptor subunit alpha. Gene Ontology annotation, biological process: cytokine-mediated signaling pathway; positive regulation of activated T cell proliferation. Gene Ontology annotation, cellular component: interleukin-12 receptor complex; interleukin-23 receptor complex; external side of plasma membrane. Lineage: Eukaryota; Metazoa; Chordata; Mammalia; Rodentia; Heteromyidae. The record is from RefSeq and is a predicted model, not a curated record. The transcript has 14 exons. Gene Ontology annotation, molecular function: interleukin-12 receptor binding; interleukin-27 receptor activity; interleukin-23 binding. Bases 65 to 1972 code for a protein of 635 amino acids.
GGGACUCGCGCGCUCCAGGGGCCAGGCCACGCCGUGCGGAGCCGCACGGGGUCCCCGGGGAGCCAUGCGGGGGACCCCCGCCGUCCCCUUCUGGCCCUGGCCGAAGCUGGCGCUGCUGCCGGUGGCGGUUUUUGUGCUGUGCCGAGGGACGCGGCCCCAGGGCAGGACGGGGCCCCUGCGGUGUUACACAGUUGGCCCCUCGGGGGACCUGCACUGCUCCUGGGAGCCUCGUGGGGACCUGGGGAGCCCUUCUGUGCUUCACCUCCAGAGCCAGAAAUACCAUUCUCACAGAGCCUGGAAGGUGGCAGUGCCCGCUGGGCAGCACCGGGUGACCAUUCCCCGGGGACACCUCACCACGGCCGACAGACUCCUCGUCUGGGGAACCCAGGCAGACCAACCUCUCUGGCCCCAAGUCUCCGUGAACCUAGAAACACAAAUGAGACCCGAUGCCCUCCGCCUCCAGCCUGAUGUGGAGUUUUCAGAGCACCCACCCCUGGAGGCCUCUCUGCAGUGGGCACCCCCGCGGUGGCCCCCCCACAAGCCUCUCACCUGCCAGUUCCGCUACCGGAGGUGUCAGGAGGCCAACUGGACCCUGCUGCAGCCUGAACUAAAGACCAUUCCGAUGAGCCCUGUUGAGAUUCAGGAUCUUGAACCUGCCACCAGCUACAAUGUGUCAGGCCGCUGCCGAGUGGAGGAAGCGGAAGAUCUGUGGGGCGAGUGGAGCCCCGCCCUCUCCUUCCAGACCCCGCCCUCUGGGCCCAAUGAUAUGUGGGUAUCAGGGAACUUCUGCCAGACUUGGGGUGCCCAGGAGGAGCUCCUGCUUCUGUGGAAGGCCUCUGGCUUGUGUGCCCAGGUGAGCUACACGGCCUGGUUCUGGCUUGCAGAGAAGAGUGUGAGGGAGGAAGGCAUCUCCUGUUGUCAUUUUCUCAUCCCCGCCCGGGCAGAGUGGGCAUCGGUGUCCGCUGACAAUGCCAUUCCCUGGGCACCACUCACCAAUCUCUCUUUGCUCUGCUUGGCUCCGGAGUCUGCCCCUCGUGGCUUGCAGGUCAGAGGCCUUGCCGGGGGCAUGGAGCUGCUGGUGACCUGGGAACCGGGAACCGGGGAGGUGUCUGAGUUUGUGGUGGACUGGAAAAGAGACGGUGACCCUCGGGAGACCCUCAGCUGGAUCCGGUGCUCCCCCAGGAACCGCAGUGCUGUGCUGCCAGCAGGGGAGUUCGAAGGAGGGGUCCCUUACCAGAUCAGGGUGACAGCUGUCUCCCCAGUGGGCUUGGCCCCGGCCCCUGCGGUCUGGGGGUUCAGAGAGGAACGAGCACCUCGAGUGGGCCCGGCACUUUGGCGGCUCCGAGAUGACCCCCCGGGGAUCCCCGCUGUAGCCUGGGGAGAAGUCCCGAGAUCCCUGCUCCGGGGUCACCUCACCCAUUACACCUUGUGUGUGCAGAGCCGGACCAGAGCCCCCUUCUGCAGGAACGUGAGCAGCAGCACCCAGACUGUCACUCUUCCUGACCUUCCCUCCGGUCCCUGCGAACUGUGGGUGACCGCAUCCACCAGCGGCGGACAGGGCCCACCUGGGCCCAGCCUCCGCCUUCACCUGCCAGAUAACACCCUCAAGUGGAAGGUGCUGCCCAGCGUCCUCUCCCUGUGGGCUUUGCUCCUGUUGGGCUGCGGCCUGAGCCUGGCCGCCUCCAGUAGCAGGUGCUUCCACUUGCGACACAAGAUAUUGCCCCAGUGGGUCUGGGAGAAGGUUCCAGAUCCUGCCAACAGCCAUUCUAGCCAAGGCCCCAUAGAGGAGGUGUUCCAGCCGCAGCCCCCCCAGGACUUGCCCAUCCUGGAGGUGGAAGAGGUGGAGCCCCCACCCAUCGGGAAGCCCCUCAAGGCCUCCGCCCCACUUCACUCAGGGUACGAGAAGCAUUUCCUGCCUACACCCGAGGAGCUGGGCCUUCUGAGGACCCCCAGGGCCCCGGUGCUGGCCUGAGCCUCCCCCCACCCCCACCCCCCACCAGGGGCCUCCAGGUCCCCUGGGUGUCCGUGAGACAGAAUGCCCGCCUCCCUUGCAGCUAUGCGCUGGACUAAGGUCUCCACAAAGUGGAGAAGUGAUG